Penicillium diatomitis is the source of this 840-nucleotide messenger RNA. RefSeq lists its product as uncharacterized. Lineage: Eukaryota; Fungi; Ascomycota; Eurotiomycetes; Eurotiales; Aspergillaceae. Bases 1 to 840 code for a protein of 279 amino acids. The record is from RefSeq and is a predicted model, not a curated record. The transcript has 2 exons.
AUGACCGAGAUGCAGAACUUGAAGGGCUCGGACACCGGAGAAGUGAUUCAAAAACUGAUUCAAGGUCUGAAGGAGGCCCUGGAAUGCAAGCUCUGCCGGCCCUCGCCCACCUUCGCCUCCAUGGCAGGUGAUAUCAAAAAUGGCCACUACAUCACCAGCCACUACCCACCCUUCUUCCGCACCAACGACCCCAACGACAAGGGUAUCGCCAUCGGCGAGACCACUGCGCGUCUGUUUCACUCAUGGUACUGGGAGAUGAUCACCCACGAGAUGCGCGAGCAGUACUAUCAGCAUGUGGAGCAAGCCCUCAACCGCCUCCUCGAUGAGACCAAGGACAUCGAUCCCGAGGUGGCUCUUCUCUUUGCUCACUACCAGACUGACUUCCACAUCCGUCAGCACCAUUUCAGCGGCCGUGGUAUCCUCAACUUCUGCCGUGAUGCAGAUGACAUGCAGCAACUUCGCCACUGGAAGUGGAGACUCCACGAUAUCGAUCAGGGAAAGCCUAUCGACCAGAACAACACCUGGCCCUAUGGAUGCAACCACACCGCCUGGCCCGGCGACGAGAAUUCCGAGAUGCCGCACGCCGCCCUGCUCUGGAAGGGGAAUGUGACCAUGCGCCAAAAGCAUCUCAACAAGAUUCGCGCAGAGUGGGCCAUCAUCACGGAUGAGCGACGCAAGUAUCGUGAGAUGGUCCUCCGCAAGCAAAAGGCCAAGGACACCAUCACGGUCCGUCUCUACUGUCGAGGCGAGCUGAAGGAUACUCGACAACUGAAGCGCCUCACCCCUGUCGAGGUGGCCUAUCUGGCUGAAAAGGCAUUGCAGAGCCCGGUUGGUAUCUGA